AUGGCCAUGGAGCACAUGGACGGGGAGAUCGCCGCGCCGGCGCCGCCCAGGCUUCCGCCCGGCGAGGACCGGCUCAGCGCGCUUCCCGACGACGUUCUUAUCCAAAUCCUUAUCAAGCUCCGCGACGCCGCCGCCGCCGCUAAGACCAGCGUCCUCUCACACCACUGGCGCCGCCUCUGGGAGCUACUCCCGGAGCUCUGCUUCCACCCCGCCACUGGUCCUCAAGGCAUCCGCGCCGCCCUCGAGUCCCAUGAAGCGCUCAUCACCCGCCGCCUCGCCGUCGAGGUCAUCGACGCCACCCCCGAGUCCCUGACGGCCUUGCUUCUCGUCGCCGCGCCCCGCCUCUCGGGCGAUCUACAACUCAUCAACGAGGUGGGGCAGAAGCAGACGGAAGACGAGGCCGUGGAAGCGGAAAAUGGCGCCCUCGAGCUUCCCUGCUUCGAGAACGCCACCGCGAUCCGCCUCGACCUAGGGUAUCUGGCCCUCGCCAUGCCACCUCUCGGCGUAUUCGCCGGGCUCACCGAUCUCUUCCUGGCUGGCGUCGAUCUGCGUGGUCCGUGCAUGCUCGGUGAUGCUGCCUCGUCGCUACGCUGCCCGGCCUUACGAAAACUCACCGCAGACGGCGCCCUUGGUCUGGGCAAAUUCACCAUUCACUCCGCGUCUCUCUUGCAAAUUGAGCUGAGGAAUCUGCAGGGCAUCCAAGAGCUCACUGUUUUUGCGCCAGCCCUCCAAAUGUUAAGUGUGAUCCACUGCUUUGCUAAUGGCGUGACUCAGCCGGUUGCAAACAUCUGCGCCCCUCAGCUGAAGUUCCUCACAUGGAACGAUGCCUAUGAUGCAAGCUCCACCCAGUUUUGCAACAUGGAAAAUCUCAAGCGUGUGACAACAUACCCUUUUUCUGUAUAUGGAAAAGAUGCCCAUAGAUCACGAAAUAGCUUUUGUUUGAGGCUAAUACGGCGCUUCGAGCUCAUCCGAUGUCUCAGAUUCAUGCUCUUCUAUGUGACGGAUAUUACGAACGAGCAGUACUUGAUGGAAGACAUUAUAAGGCUCCCGGACAUUACACACUUGGCCCUGGAUAUAUGUCCAAAUGGACAUUCCUUUGGAGCCAGUGUGUUUCAUGUCCUCGGGAUGUGUACUGGUGUAAAAAUGCUGCUAUUUACACUUCCGAACACACCAGGCCAGACCAAGGCACAAACUGCAUGCCCGUCAGGUUGUGCUUGCGACCAGCCACCAAACUGGAAGACCCAAAAACUCGCGCUGAACUGCCUCCAAGAAGUACAAAUCUGGGAACUGAGAGGAACUGAACAUGAAGCUGCUCUUAUGAAACGGUUAUUUGAUUGGGCAACAGUGUUAGAAAAGGUGACAAUAGCUUUCCAUGGGUCAGUCCCUGAAAGCAAAGCCAAGGAGUUCUUCCAGAUGCUUCAAAGCUUUUCCAGGCUGGAAAUACGUGUGAAGCAAGUCGUGGCACCGUUAGCUGAGAACCAAGCGUUCCUGAAAGGUAACGCGUACCGCGGCUUCUCCAAGAACACUUAACCUGCCCCAGAAGACUUAAGUCACCAGCUUGUCAUUUACCCUUGCGGUCGUUUUGUGUUUCUCUUAUAUCAGUAUCAGACUAUCAGUUGCACCCUUUGUGCACAUCAGAGUCUGGUAGAUCAGGCUUUAUCAAUUGCACUGUUUGCCAGGCUACCUUAUACAUGUUUGAUGGCUUAUUUACUGUACUUUGUACACGUGGAUGUCUAAAUUGAGGAGAUGACAGUUCAUC
Messenger RNA from Lolium rigidum, 1759 nucleotides. RefSeq lists its product as uncharacterized. Bases 1 to 1530 code for a protein of 509 amino acids. Gene Ontology annotation, molecular function: protein binding. NCBI's taxonomy places the organism in Eukaryota, Viridiplantae, Streptophyta, Magnoliopsida, Poales, Poaceae. The record is from RefSeq and is a predicted model, not a curated record. The transcript has 4 exons.